GCAAGGUUGGAGGGCGACGCGGCGCGGGAAAGUGAAUCUUCGGAGCCCGAGCACAGAAAUCCCGAGCAGAGGGAGAAGUGAAGGUGAAGGUGAAGGGAGGAGUGCGAUGAGGCCUCGGAGAGGCGUGCGAGUCCGAGUGGGAGGUGCGGCGCGGCGACAGCGCCUGGACCGCCCAGGCCGCGCCAGGUGAAGUGAUCAGUGCCGAGUUUCGAUCGCCGGCUUCGCCAAAAGAUUCCACCGCAUAGCAUGGCCUCGGUCGCCGCUUGGCUUCCCUUCGCCAGGGCGGCGGCCAUUGGAUGGGUGCCGAUCGCGACGCACCCGCUCCCGCCGCCGCCGAUCCCCAAGGACCGCCGGAAGACCGACGACGAGAAGCUCCUCAUCAACGUCUCCGGGCGGCGCUUCGAGACGUGGCGCAACACCCUCGAGAAGUACCCGGACACCCUCCUCGGCUCCAACGAGCGGGAGUUCUUCUACGACGAGGAGUGCCGCGAGUACUUCUUCGACCGCGACCCGGACAUCUUCCGCCACAUCCUCAACUACUACCGCACCGGGAAGCUCCACUACCCCAAGCACGAGUGCCUCACCAGCUACGAUGAGGAGCUCGCCUUCUUCGGCAUCCUCCCGGACGUCAUCGGCGACUGCUGCUACGAGGACUACCGGGACCGCAAGCGCGAGAACACCGAGCGGCUCAUGGACGACAAGCUCUCCGAGAACGGGGACCAGAACCUCCCGCAGCUGACCAACAUCCGCCAGAAGAUGUGGCGCGCCUUCGAGAACCCGCACACCUCGACGGCGGCCCUCGUCUUCUACUACGUCACCGGGUUCUUCAUCGCCGUCUCCGUCAUGGCCAACGUCGUCGAGACGGUCCCGUGCGGGCAUCGACCCGGGCGCGCCGGCUCCCUCCCCUGCGGCGAGCGCUACAAGAUCGUCUUCUUCUGUUUGGACACGGCCUGCGUCAUGAUCUUCACCGCCGAGUACUUGCUCCGGCUCUUCGCCGCGCCGGCCCGCUUCAAGUUCGCGCGGAGUGUCAUGAGCAUCAUCGACGUGGUGGCCAUCCUCCCGUACUAUAUCGGGCUCACGUUGACGGACAACGACGACGUCAGCGGGGCGUUCGUCACCCUCAGGGUUUUCCGCGUCUUCCGGAUCUUCAAGUUCUCGCGGCACUCGCAGGGGCUCCGGAUCCUCGGGUACACGCUCAAGUCGUGCGCCUCCGAGCUCGGCUUCCUCGUUUUCUCCUUGGCCAUGGCCAUCAUCAUUUUCGCCACCGUCAUGUUCUACGCCGAGAAGAACGUAGACGGCACUAAUUUUACGUCCAUUCCGGCCGCCUUCUGGUACACCAUUGUCACCAUGACGACGUUAGGGUAUGGUGAUAUGGUACCAGAGACGAUAGCUGGUAAAAUCGUGGGUGGUGUUUGUUCGUUAAGCGGAGUGUUGGUUAUCGCUCUGCCUGUACCUGUUAUUGUUUCUAACUUUAGUCGAAUAUAUCAUCAAAACCAACGGGCUGACAAGAGAAAAGCUCAAAGGAAAGCCCGUUUGGCGAGGAUAAGACUGGCAAAGGCGUCUUCGGGCGCCGCCUUCGUGAGCAAGAAGAAGGCGGCUGAAGCGCGACUAGCGGCCCAAGAGGCCGGUCUAGAGAUGGACGAAGGCCAUCGCGAGGAGGACAUUUUCGAGCUUCAACACCACCAUCUGCUCAGAUGCCUCGAAAAAACAACGAAUCGGGAGUUCGUUGAGCUAGAAAUUCCAUUCAACGGCGCCCCGAAGCGGCCGGGCUCUCCCUCGCCGCUGCUGAGCCCCACCCACUCGGUCGUGAGUCGCAUCGGCAUCCUGCGAGCUUGCACCAGGUGCUGCACUCGACGAUAUCAGCUUUGAUCGGUCCAAAACAUUGGUUAGAGUCCCGUCGGUCUCGAUAAUAAUAUCUGCAAACCACCGUAAUUGCAAAAGCACCGGCAGCACGACCUCUCGGACGCCUCGGAGCUGACCAAGCGGCAGAGCGACGUCCAGUUCCGGCUGCGGUGUCG
Messenger RNA from Bemisia tabaci, 2018 nucleotides. Lineage: Eukaryota; Metazoa; Arthropoda; Insecta; Hemiptera; Aleyrodidae. The record is from RefSeq and is a predicted model, not a curated record.